Heterostelium album PN500 is the source of this 588-nucleotide messenger RNA. RefSeq lists its product as uncharacterized. The transcript has 5 exons. The coding region runs from base 1 to 588 and encodes 195 amino acids. Lineage: Eukaryota; Evosea; Eumycetozoa; Acytosteliales; Acytosteliaceae. The record is from RefSeq and is a predicted model, not a curated record.
AUGCAAUUCCUCUACUAUCUACUUCCAAAGCUCAAGCAAGAAGCAUAUGAACACCUAUGCUAUUAUUUGCAAUAUAUUGAUGAAAUAGCAAUAUUGAUAAUAAUCAUUAAUAAUAAUAAUAAUAAUAUUAAUAAUAAUAAUAAUAAUAAUAAUAAUAAUAAUAAUAUAUAUCAUAUUUUAUAUUCUAAAUUAUAUAAUCAUUUAAAACCAUCACAACACACCUAUACACUCACUCAUUCAAGCAAUCAACCAACAUCGAUUCAUCUAAUCUUUAUGAUUUAUUCAUUAAUUUUUAGAGCAACUCAAUUGGAGGUGUCAUAUCAAUUUGACUAUGAAAGUGAAAGUAGAGUUGUUGAAAGUAUGUUUGUCUCGAUCAUUAUCGUCUCAGCUCCUUUAAUACUGGGUGUGUUUAUUGUGGAUACUCUGUAUUGUAUAAAGAUCGAGUACGAUGUAAUAACAAAUAAAAUUAAAACUAUUAAUAAUAAUAUUGAUCGAUUAUUAUUAGUUUAUAUUUUCAAAAUCAAUGAUAAAUCCAUAUUCUAUAGAUAUAGAUGUAUCUUAAUAUUAGAGCAAAUUAAAUUAAAUUAA